AUGAUGGACCUUGUCCGUAUCCUCACUAAGUUUGGAGACACGCAAAGAGAACUCAUACAAGCUGUUAAAGAAUUGAAGAAUCCAGUCCCCGCACCGAAACCAGUCACUGAGCCAAACGAUACAAGGGAGAAGGUUUCGCAACAAGAAUCAGCAGCCAAGGAGUCUGAGCAGAAGGGACCAUCUUUUGUUACACAGGAGGAUGUGGUUGCAAUACUAGAAAAAGAGUUUCACCGCGCAAACGAGGAUUGGAAGUAUAUCCCUCAACCUCCUUACCCAUCAAGCUUGACUUCCCUGCCUUACCCUAAAGGGUAUGAAACACUAAAUUUUGUCCUCUUUGAUGGGAGGAAGGGAAGCCCCAAAGAGCACAUUAGUCGUUUCAUUGAUGCACUCGGACCUCAUGCGGGGAAUCAUAAUCUCAGGCUUCGUGAGUUCUCAAAAACACUCACUGAUCGUGCCUAUACAUGGUACACCACACUUGCUGCAGGCUCUGUUCGAACUUGGGAGGAGUUGGCAAGCAAAUUCUGCAAAAAAUAUUUUGAGCACGAAGAAAGAGUUACUGUUACUCAACUCAACUACACUCGUCAAAGGACAGCCGAGAACCUCGUCGACUUCGUUCGCAGGUUUCGUGACUUGGCCCUUGAUUGCUACGAUGAAAAAGGAGAGCAAUCCCUGGUAGAAAUUUGUGUCAGCAACAUGCUACCAGAAUACAGGGUCUACCUUGAGAAUGUUGGUAUCGCCCAAUUCUCCGGACUAAUGGAUGCAGCAAAGAAAACAAGCUUGUCUGUAAAAGCGCAAAAGAACUGGCGGUCUGACAAGAAGGAUGCACACCAGACCCUCACAAUUGAAGACAAGUCUUCUUAUAAAAGAAAGCGAGAAACCUAUCCAGCCAUCCCUUGUGGCAAUGAAGAAUUCCAUGCCAUACUCGAUUCAAUGUUUGCUGAUGGUGUCAUCAAAAUACCGCGGCCACAAAAACCUCCCACAACGGAGGAGAAAAGUCAUCCCCGCUACUGCCGUUACCAUCAGUUCGUUGGACAUCCCAGCCCAGCUUGCCAAGUUCUGCGAAGAAUUCUCCAUGAAAAAAUAAACGAUGGAACGCUCGAGUUAUCUACCAAGCCGCAAAGGAUUGAUGAGGAUCCAUUGCCAAGGCGAAAGGGGAAGGAGACAUGCGCUGUGAUCACCGCAGCCAAGGAUCGUAUAGAGGAAGACAUGAAGCAUAACACAGCAUACCAACACCAAGGUUUACAAACCUUUAAUCAGUCUUCUUGGAGCAAGUACUCUAGGCUUCAGGGUUACAAUACCCCAUGA
Molecule: messenger RNA, 1305 nt
Organism: Rosa rugosa (rugosa rose)
Lineage: Eukaryota; Viridiplantae; Streptophyta; Magnoliopsida; Rosales; Rosaceae
Exons: 1
Coding region: 1-1305 (434 amino acids)
Source: RefSeq, a predicted model, not a curated record